This is a messenger RNA of Papaver somniferum (opium poppy), 1605 nucleotides long. Its product is annotated as ATP-dependent DNA helicase Q-like 3. Bases 131 to 1519 code for a protein of 462 amino acids. Gene Ontology annotation, molecular function: four-way junction helicase activity; 3'-5' DNA helicase activity; nucleic acid binding. Gene Ontology annotation, cellular component: cytoplasm; chromosome. NCBI's taxonomy places the organism in Eukaryota, Viridiplantae, Streptophyta, Magnoliopsida, Ranunculales, Papaveraceae. The record is from RefSeq and is a predicted model, not a curated record. Gene Ontology annotation, biological process: double-strand break repair via homologous recombination. The transcript has 15 exons.
UCUUUUGCUUUAGCGUUUAGUGUGGGCUUAAAGCCCAUGUUAGAUUUUUCUUUUCUGAUUCUAGUUGCGACUUGGGAGAAUUUGAUUUUCAGUAUCAAAAAUUUACUAAUAAAUUUCAGGGUUUUACAGAAUGGAGGAGAAGAAGAAGAAAAUUUGGGGAAAACAAAGUUUAGUAAAUCUAUUGAAAGAACAUUUUGGGUUUUCUGAAUUCAGAGGAAAACAAUUUAAAGCCAUUCAAGCUGUUUUAUCAGGAAAAGAUUGUUUUUGUUUGAUGCCAACAGGAGGGGGAAAGUCCAUGUGUUAUCAGAUACCUGCACUUGCAAAAUCAGGAAUUGGUCUUGUUGUUUCUCCUCUGAUAGCUUUGAUGGAAAAUCAAGUUAUGGCACUGAAGGGAAAAGGAAUUGCUGCAGAAUAUCUUUCGUCGACUCAAACUUUUGCAGUCAGGGAAAAGAUUCAUAAAGACUUAAACUCUGGAAAGCCGUCGUUAAGGUUGCUAUAUGUUACACCAGAACUGAUAAGGACACGAGGGUCAAAGCUGACAAACCUUUAUUCUAGAGGUUUAUUGAAUUUGAUUGCUAUAGAUGAGGCACAUUGCAUUUCGUCCUGGGGACACGAUUUCAGGCCUAGCUAUCGCAAUCUUUCGUCUUUAAGGAACCAUCUUCCUGGGGUUCCAAUAUUGGCCUUGACAGCUACAGCUGUUCCUAAGGUUCAGAAGGAUAUCGUAGAAUCAUUAUGCUUGCAAGACCCACUAGUCCUCAAAUCGUCAUACAACCGUCCUAAUAUAUUUUAUGAAGUUCGUUAUAAAGAUCUUCUGGAUGAUGUCUAUGCUGAUUUGUCUAAGCAACUCAAGUCUAAUGGAGAUGUAUGCGGAAUCAUUUAUUGCCUUGAACGUACAACAUGUGAAGAUUUGUCAGCUCAUCUGUUAGAGAAUGGCAUCACUUCCGCCGCUUACCAUGCUGGAUUAAACAGUGAACAGAGAAGCACAGUUUUAGAAAAUUGGCUUACUUCCAAAGUACAAGUGGUUGUGGCUACUGUGGCUUUUGGAAUGGGUAUUGAUAAAAAGGAUGUUCGGAUAGUUUGUCAUUUCAAUAUCCCUAAAUCGAUGGAAUCUUUCUAUCAAGAAUCUGGAAGAGCUGGACGUGAUCAGAUGCCUUCAAGAAGUUUGUUAUACUAUGGAACGGAUGAUCGCAGAAAAAUGGGUAUAACACUAUCUGCAUUAUUAGAAUUUAUUCUCCGUGAACUAGAGAACGAGCAUGCAAACUCUUCAAGCUCCGUCAGUGACUCAUCUAAAAAAGCCUUGGCAGACUUCAAUCAGAUGGUUGAAUAUUGCAAAGAAUCUGGGUGCCGCAGGAGAAAAAUUCUCAAGAGCUUUGAGGAAAAGGUAUCUGCACUAUGUAGCGGAACAUGUGAUGCCUGCAAGAAUCCAUUUUUAGUUGCUAAGAACCUGGAGGAACUUGCUCGUUCUGCUCGUCGAAUGACUACCUUCACUUGUAACGUAAGCAGACACUUUUAUAACUAGAUCAUUAGACGGUACAAUCAACCUAAUUAUGCAAUAACUUGUGUAGAUAUUUUGUAGAUACUUGACAAUUCAAACCAAUUUUAAGG